Messenger RNA from Paramecium sonneborni, 708 nucleotides. Lineage: Eukaryota; Ciliophora; Oligohymenophorea; Peniculida; Parameciidae. The record is from the annotation of a GenBank genome assembly.
AUGAUUUCUACUGAGAAAAAAAAUGAAUUGAAGUUUGUUUGUUUAAGUGAUACUCAUAAUCAACAUCCAGAAUUUUUAGAAAAAGGUGAUGUAUUAAUACAUUGUGGAGAUUUUACGAAUAGAGGAGAAUAUUGGGAAAUUGAAUAAUUUAAUUAAUGGCUUGAUAAACAAAAGCAAUUUAAAUAUAAAAUAAUUAUUGCUGGUAACCAUGAUAUUUCUUUUGAUAAAAAUUGUUAAAAAUAUAUUUAUUGUUAAAAGGCUGAAGAUUAAAUAAACAUUUUAAAAACAAAAGAAAACUGUUAUUAUUUAGAAAACUCUUCAGUUGAAAUAGAAGGAAUUAAAAUAUGGGGGAGUCCAUACUCUUUGGUUUAUUAUAAUGGAUCCUUUUAGACAACCCCUGUAGAAUCGAAAUAAUUAUGGGAUCAAAUAAAAGAAAAAUAUGAUAUAAUAAUAACUCAUGGACCUCCAUAUAGCCAACAAGAUUUUUCUUAAAGUGAAGUUCAAGUAAAUGCAGGCGAUAAAAAUUUAUUUAAAAAAAUAAUCGAAAUCAAACCUUAAUAUCACAUCUUUGGUCAUAUUCAUGAAGGCUAUGGAAUAUCUAAUUGUUAAGGUAUAACUUUUAUUAAUUGUUCUUAUUUAAAAAUAAACUCACGUUAUAACAAACCUAUAUCAUUUAAUAUGUCUAAAAAUCAACAAAAUAAUAAUUGA